Xiphias gladius (swordfish) is the source of this 1587-nucleotide messenger RNA. RefSeq lists its product as uncharacterized. Bases 336 to 1133 code for a protein of 265 amino acids. NCBI's taxonomy places the organism in Eukaryota, Metazoa, Chordata, Actinopteri, Istiophoriformes, Xiphiidae. The transcript is spliced from 3 exons. The record is from RefSeq and is a predicted model, not a curated record.
UCCAUUGGUUGACAAACCCGUCCUUCAGCUAAACCCGGAAAAAGAAGAACCCGAACGCCGGAGUUUUUUCUCCUCUCGUUCGUUUCAGCUUUCAUGAAGCUUUUCGGAGCUUCAUUUUCAAACGUAACGUCACGAAAAGAAGGGAAACUGGUUUCACAACAAAAAAAGAGCCGAAGCACACAAGUGGACUUUGUUUAUUACGUUCAAACGAGCAGGGGAUUCGUCUUCGGCAGCGGUUUAGCUCAAACUCUGGCCCGGCAACAGACUGGAUCUGACUCCGGUUGGUAAAUCCUGAAGGUUUGUUAAUCCGUUGACCGACUGAAGUAGAGACUAUCAUGGCGUCACUCAGCAGCCUGUCUCUGCUGGGCUUCAAGCAGCUGUCGGUCCACCUGGUGGACUGCAUGAAGACACCGGCAGACCCGAGACCAGCUGUGAAGCAGGAACCAGGAGGGUCAUCGGAUGACCUCUCAGUCCUCGCCCUGAAGGAGCUCUCUGUCCGCGUGGUGGACUGUAUGAAAACUCCAGGACUGAACGGUCAGAUCAUCCAUCGGGCAGCAGGGCAGAGUUACCCCGGCGUUGAGGUCGAGUUGAAAGAGAACGACGAACAGCUGGAGACCGACCAGUGCUUUGAGAAUCCACAGCAGAUGAACGUGAUAAACCCGGAGCUGGAUCAGCACCUAGAGUGGUGCCACACUGACCUCGGCGCAGAGAUCAAUUUAUAUAAAGAAGAAGCAGCGUCGGAGUGUGACGACAGAGACCCCAACUGGGAGGAAUCUGAAGCUAGAGAAACAGAUGAACUUCAGCCGAGUCACGCAGGGGCUGAUGGGACACUGUUAGUGUUUCAGCAGGAAGGCAGCUCAGGUGGGGUGACAUGGCUCAUACAGGACCACAAACUAUCCGAGUCCCUUAAAUCAGCCAUGCUGAGUGGUGCAAGCAGUAAUUCAGAGGUGCGUCAGGAAGAAGCCUGCUGCAAGGAUGCAAGAUCACAACAUAGUCAGAAAAACUGCCCUGCGGACAACAUUGCCACAGCGGAGCAACGUGGCACUGAAGCAGGGGAAGAAGCUGGAGAUGUAGGAGCUUCUGAGCCUGGAGCCGGAGGUAAAUGUUUCUUUACAAUUGAAAACCUAUCUUAGUUUUAUUUUGGACUUUCUUCAGUUGAAAAUGAUUCAAAUGAAAACUGUUCCAUUGCUGUUGAAUUUUUAAAAUGUAGUUGUCCAAUGCUGUGAUCAGGGCGUGGUAUCAAACCUCAAUAUGGGUUUUCUUUUUUUUUGUUUUUGUUUUUUUUGUUUUGUCUUUUUUUGCUCCUGACCAAAAUGAAUUUAAAAUGAAGUUUUCAACUGUCAGCUACUUUUUAUUUUAUCAGAUUGUUCCAGAUUUAAAUCAAGAUUUUGCCAAUUUUAUGUUAUGUUUUCUGAAGACAAAGUUUGUUAAUGGCUGCACGUUUAAAUAACAAUUACAGUGUUACCCCUAGAUUUACUACUUUGUGGGGGCGGGUGGUGUGUUUCAAAUAACUGAUUAAUCAUUUUGUCUGUAAAUUUUUCUGAAAUUUUUCAUUAAAAGUUACAAAAAAAUGUUGCUCAUUAAUUU